UGCCGCGGGGGAUUGUGGGGCAAGAUGGCGGCCGCCGUGCAGCCCGGGCUUGUCCGUACCCUGCCAAUGUCACGUUCGGCUGCUGCUGCCCUCGCCACCCGGGUGCUGCACGGGCCCCCUCAGCGCCAGCUUCAUCAUGCAGUGGUGCCUCAUGGAAAGGGCGGGCGAUCCUCCGUCAGUGGGGUCGUGGCCACUGUGUUUGGAGCGACGGGAUUCCUGGGCCGAUACGUCGUCAACCACCUGGGACGUAUGGGGUCCCAAGUGAUUAUACCCUACCGGUGUGAUACAUACGACCUCAUGCAUCUUCGUCCUAUGGGUGACCUGGGCCAGAUUAUCUUUUUGGAAUGGAACGGGAGAGACAAAGACUCUAUCCGGAGAGCUGUGGAGCAGAGCAAUGUGGUCAUCAACCUGGUGGGGCGAGAGUGGGAGACCAGAAACUUUGGUUUUGAGGACGUUUAUGUGAGAAUUCCCCAAACAAUUGCUCAAACGUGCAAGGAAGUUGGAGUUGAAAAACUGAUUCACGUUUCACAUCUCAACGCGGAUAUUAAAAGCUCUUCAAAAUAUCUGAGAAAUAAGGCCGUGGGAGAGAAGGAAGUGAAGAAAGCGUUUCCGGAAGUCACCAUCAUAAAGCCUUCGGACAUGUUUGGAAGAGAGGAUAGGUUUCUCAAUUAUUUUGCAAACAUCCGCUGGUUUGGUGGUGUGCCCCUGGUUUCCUUGGGCAUGAAGACAGUGAAACAGCCGGUCUACGUUGUAGAUGUUUCCAAAGGCAUUGUUAAUGCCAUUAAGGAGCCAGACGCCCGAGGGAAGACCUAUGCCUUCGUUGGGCCCAAUCGGUACCUUCUCUUCGACCUGGUGCAGUACAUCUUCGCGAUGGCGCACAGACCCUUCCUCCCCUACCCGUUGCCGCAUUUCGCCUAUCAACUGGUGGGGCAGCUCUUUGAAAUGAGCCCGUUUGAGCCCUGGACGACGCGGGAUAAAGUGGACCGGGUCCACAUCACAGACGUGGCAUUGCCACACUUGCCCGGCCUGGAGGAUCUGGGCAUCCAGCCGACACCCCUGGAGCUCAAGGCCAUCGAGGUGCUGCGGCGUCAUCGCACAUACCGCUGGCUGUCCUCUGAGAUCGAGGAAGUGAAGCCGGCCAAGACCGUCAACUACUAGUGGCCUCGGGGCUGCCCGCGGCCUGCAGCGCUGCCUGGGUUUCCUGGCCUGCGACCAGCCCCCACUCAUCAGCGUCACGCCUUUACGCAGGGGAUAACAGCCCGCCAUUAAAACAUGUGGGAAGAAAUUCUGCAGCGGGCUUUGUUUUCUUUUUCUUCUUUCUUAACGUAUAAACGAGAAAUCAACCACUUGGAA
Molecule: messenger RNA, 1353 nt
Organism: Sorex fumeus (smoky shrew)
Lineage: Eukaryota; Metazoa; Chordata; Mammalia; Eulipotyphla; Soricidae
Gene: NDUFA9
Product: NADH:ubiquinone oxidoreductase subunit A9
Exons: 11
Coding region: 25-1158 (377 amino acids)
Cellular component (GO): mitochondrion
Molecular function (GO): protein-containing complex binding
Source: RefSeq, a predicted model, not a curated record